AUGACAGACAUUGCCAAUUUCAAAGACCCCAUACUAUCCCUAGUCAGGGAUCCCAAUUUGAACAAAGACGAGACCAAAUCAAGCCAGAUUGUAAAUCUCAUACACGAAAUUUCCGAACGUCGAUUAAACAAGUUGUGUUCAACAACGUAUAUAAUCUUGCAAACAUUGGACAAGAUUCAACUCAAGUUCAAAAGUUGGGAAUUUUUAUCACUAGAUUAUAAUUCCAACACUCAUUUUGCCAAUGUUGAUGAUAAAAUCAAGAUUUUCAAUACUGGCGUUGCUGAUAAGGUGAUGCAAGCGUGCAGUGAGUUGAAUUACAAGAUUGUCAAGAUUGCUGCUGAUAUUGAUUUGGUUAGUAAGUCAUCGAGGACGUUAUCGGUGCUGGAUUUGAUCUCUGACGAAGGAACGAUGUUGACGUCGUUGUUGUUGCGAGUUAUUAAAUUAAAAGAUGAGAUUGUUGAGCAAUUGUCGAUUUCGUACUCAAAAGCGAAAUUGAUUUUGAUUGGACGAGAUUUGGAGUUGAUGCAUUACGAUGAUAGAAGUAGUGAUAGCGAUAGCGAUAGCGAUAGUGAAGACGAUGGUGAUGAUGACACUGUGAGCUAUUACAAGACGUUUAUUGUUACCUUGUUGAAACAAUUGAAUGACGCGAUCUUGGCUAAUGACUUUGACUCCAAAUACGAAUGUCUUGCCGUGAUUAAUGAUUUGGAAAAGAUGUUUGAAAAGUAUAAGAUGGAAAAGAUGAUCGAUAGGAGGAUUAAAGAACAUGACAAAGAGCUAGAACAGCAACUACAGCACCAGCUGCACCAGCAUCAACAGCAGCGACACCACCAAAACCAUCAACAGCAUACCCCACAGCAGUAUCACCCCACUGAAUCAACUCCCAAAUCGGAUUUGCAAUUUGGCUUUGAUGAAGAUUCCUCUUCUACAUCGGGUAAAGAUUCUCAUGGACUUGAAGAUACAUUCUCCGAAUAUUCCAUGACUUCAUCCACGGCAUUCCAAGGACAUUUGCCAAUGGUUAGAUCAAUUACCCAAUUAAAAUCAGCAAGAGGUGGCGCAGGAGCAACUGGAGCAACUGGAGCAACUGGAGCAUCACAAAGAGACAGUAGAAGCUUUUACGAUUAUGAAUUGAGCAGUAGUAAUGGCAUGUACAAGUCAUCCAUUACUGAAGAAUUACCAUACUUGAGAACUGCAUUCGAUUCAGCCAAGAACUUUGAAAAUGAUGUUAGUCAUUAUAAGCAAGAAGUUGGCAUGGAUGAUGAGGACGAUGGAUCGGAAAAGGAGAACUUGGGAACUCGAUCGAGAAGAACACGUCGUAAGAAAAGACGCCAACGGAAACAAAGACAAGGGCAAGUGGAAGAAGAAGAAGAAGAAGAUGGAGAAGGGGAAGGUGAGGAACCAGGGUUACAUCUGAAUAAGCAGCCUUUUUUCCACAAGAUUAAUAAUCUACCGCAAUCGACACUUUAUACCGAAAGUAAAAUACUUCAACCACAAUCACAAAAGACUACAACUAGUAUGCCUAGUACGUUUUUGAAUACUAGUGGGUUAUUGAGAACAUUGGGUAUACGACCUCAAGUGAUUAAUGUGCCCCAUGAGAACACUUUGGUGAAGGGUUAUAAUAGAAAACAGGUUGAAGAGGCCAAGGAGAAACACGAUAGGCUGAGGCAGCAUCAGCAGCAGCAGCAGCAGCAGCAGCUACAACAGCUGGAACAGGAGCAGGAGCAGGAGCAGGAACAGAAACAAGAGCAAGGACACGAUCAGGAACAGCAAAAGUAUUUGCCAUUGUCUGAAGAAAAUGUGCUUCAUUUGAGUCACGAGUAUCUUGAUUGA
Molecule: messenger RNA, 1827 nt
Organism: Lodderomyces parapsilosis
Lineage: Eukaryota; Fungi; Ascomycota; Pichiomycetes; Serinales; Debaryomycetaceae
Exons: 1
Coding region: 1-1827 (608 amino acids)
Source: RefSeq, a predicted model, not a curated record